UUUUUGGCAAUAUAUCCUAUAUCGAAGCUGCCUUUCGUGGCGAAACUAGCAAUGGCAGCUCAGCUCUCUGGUAUCUGGCUCAACACCCCAGCAGUCACACUUGCAGGAAACUUACUCCACUGCCGCCGCUCGCCGUCCGCCACUCUCUCUGCCGUCCAUACUUCCACCUCUUCCCCCACCAUCCAGAUUGUUGGUGGGAAAAAUUUGGGAUGGAAUGGACUGCAGAGCUCAAAACUCGGUAGCACUUUGGAUAUUGACAUUGAAGAAUUUGAUUGGAUAGAAUUAGACGCUGAUCUUUAUCAUUGGACAAAAGCAUUACGUCCGGUUCAGUGGUAUCCUGGUCACAUUGCAAAAACUGAAAAGGAACUCAAGGACCAGCUGAAAUUGAUGGACGUUGUGAUAGAAGUUCGAGAUGCUAGGAUACCAAUGUCCACUAGCCAUCCACAGAUGGAUUCAUGGUUGGGAAAUAGGAAGAGGAUUAUUGUUUUGAAUCGAGAAGACAUGAUAUCUACAGCUGACCGAAAUGCUUGGGCUAGUUACUAUGCCAGGCAGGGGACAAAGGUGGUUUUCUCAAAUGGACAGCUCGGAAUGGGUACAAUGAAGCUAAAUAGGUUAGCGAAGGCAUUGGCUGGUGGUGUAAAUAUCAAGCGCAAAGCCAAGGGGCUACUUCCUCGUCCUAAGACCGGCCAGGGCAAUCAUUAUGUCCUGCAAUUAGUAGAUAUGCUACAGUAUACCGUCCUUUACCUUCUCUCUAUUUGUUUCGAAGAAAAUCUUGUUCCUGUGAAUCAAUCCAAUAGUUUAGAUUCAGUUAGAAGAAGAGGUAAGGUUCGUGCUGGAAUAAUCGGCUAUCCCAAUGUUGGUAAAUCAUCUCUCAUAAACCGAUUGCUUAAGCGUCGGAUGUGUCCUGCAGCUCCAAGACCAGGUGUUACAAGAGAGCUAAAGUGGGUUCGCUUUGGGAAAGACUUGGAAUUGCUGGAUUCUCCUGGAAUAAUUCCAAUGAGGAUCAAUGAUCAGUCAGCUGCUAUAAAACUUGCCAUAUGUGAUGACAUUGGGGAGCGAUCUUAUGAUGUUACUGAAGUUGCAGCAAUUCUUGUGCAGAUGUUGGCACGGCUUCCAGCAGUAGGUAAUAUAGCUCUUCGUGACCGCUACAAGAUUGAGACAGAUGGUCGGGUUGGUAGAAUUUUCAUUCAGAAGCUUGCUCUUCAGUUGUUCAACGGGGACACUCAUCAAGCAGCAUUUCGUGUCUUGUCAGAUUUCCGUAAAGGAAAAUUUGGUUGGGUAGCCCUUGAGAGGCCUCCAAGGUAGACCAAUACAUACAUAGGACGUGAUCAUCAAAAUCUGCAUGCAUUUUAUCCAUUUGAUCUCCAUUGGAGCUACUGAUCAAUGAAUCUGUGGAGGCAAAGCUUAUGUAUAUGAACUUACGGUGCCACAUAUUCUGAGGAGACGGACAGUCUGUAUCUUUUACCAGGUCCUAUCUCGGAGAUGGACAACUUGCACUACUGCUGUGGCUGCAUUGAGGUUAUUGAAGUUUCUGUAUAUAAUAUUUAGAAAGAGUUUUUACACUUCAGUUGUGUAAACUGAACAUUUUUUAUACACUAAUGCAAUCUUUUUGAACUUGAUGACACUAUAUAA
Sesamum indicum (sesame) is the source of this 1632-nucleotide messenger RNA. RefSeq names its product GTP-binding family protein. Gene Ontology annotation, biological process: mitochondrial translation. The record is from RefSeq and is a predicted model, not a curated record. Gene Ontology annotation, molecular function: GTPase activity; GTP binding. Gene Ontology annotation, cellular component: mitochondrion. NCBI's taxonomy places the organism in Eukaryota, Viridiplantae, Streptophyta, Magnoliopsida, Lamiales, Pedaliaceae.